AGUAUUUACUGUAUCUUCGACCACCUCUUCCACUCAACGGAUUGUUUAAGUCUACUAAGCUUUCUAUUAUAUCCCCGUUUUUCUCAAGAUGUCAGCCGCCAGUGAAGCGGGAACCGGCUCAGCAAGUAAGACAAAAGCAAAAGAGAAGGAGAAGGAGCGUAAACAGCGUUCUUCGACUAAGGCGCAGGCCGAACCUCGCCUAAAGACCGUAGUCCGCCGGUUGCCACCGAACUUACCUGAAGACGUAUUCUGGCAGAGUGUACAACCUUGGAUAACUGAGGAAACUGUGACUUGGAAAGUGUAUUAUCAAGGAAAGUUCAGAAAGCGGUCAGUACACAAUCAUAGUAUAACAUGCCUUGCCUCUGGGGUAGACCUAAACUUAGAGCAUGAAAACAGAUUGAACAAGGAAAACAUACCGUCGCGUGCAUAUAUCGCAUUCAAGGACGAGGACACACUCGCCACCUUCAGUAAGGAGUAUGAUGGACAUCUCUUUCGUGACAAAGCUGGAAAUGAAUCCAUUGCGAUCGUGGAGUUUGCGCCAUUUCAGAAGGUGCCGAGCGAUAAGAAGAAGCUAGACAGCAGGAUUGGAACAAUUGAGAAGGGUAAGUUCUGCGACUCUCCAUAUGCUGCGUUCUCAAUCUCUGCAGAUGAAGAUUACAUCUCAUUUGUCGAGUCGUUGAAGGAUAGCUCAAGCAAACCUUUCGAUCUUGACAGUCUUGAGACUCUAGUUAUCGCGGCUCAACCUCCGCCCCUUCCAACCACCACACCUCUCCUCGAAGCCUUGAAAGCAGAGAAGACUGCUCAGAAAGAUAAGGAAGCUAUUAUCCGUAGUCACUCGCAUUACAAGGAUCAUCCAAUAAUUGCCGCACCACUCAAGAAAGACGACUCUAAGAAGAAGGCACCUUCCGCACCUGCGGCCGCUGCCAAAUCUACAGAUCAACAACAAUCCCUUGGAAAGAAGGCUGCAAAGAAAGCGGCUGCUGCUGCCAAGGCGGCUGCUCAACAAGAGAGCGCAGCACCAAAUGUUCCUGGGGGGAAGAACGUCCCUCAGCCAACGGCGCCGGCGAAGCCACCAACACCCAAGAAGGCUCAACGUCAACAAGGGAAACUUCCCAUUUCCCAACCUCCGGCACCAACUGAGAUCCUUCCUUCAACUUCUCAACCACCCUCAUCUACUAAUGCACCGGCUCAACCACCAGCUGCCGCUCCGCGACGCACUCGACCCGUCAUUGGACUCGCUUCUAGGCAAUUCGAAGCCGCUUUGAACGGGGCAGGCGUGGCGUUGGCGAAACGCCGUGAGCGCGAGAAGGAGGCGUCGCCCUCCACUCCUGUACAAGCCAAUGCAAAGGCUAUCAUGAAGGAUGAUACGCCUGCAUCUAUUCCACAACCCGCUCCUCCAAUGAUCCUUCAGCGCGAUGGUCAGGCGCCUGCACAGAUAAAUUUACCUCGCACGUCUGAGGGACCUUCUCGCGAAGAGGCUGGACGUGGCAGAGGCAGAGGUCGGGGCAGAGGCCGCGGUCGCGGUGGUUGAAUGAUUUGGCUAGGCCUGUGGGUUUUUCUUGAUUUGUAUGCUACCUCUGCACGCAGGCUGAUUUUUGUUUUCCAUUUCAAUAGCUAAAUGCAAGAACUAUACAUUCUAGGAUCUCAAGCUUAGUAUCGAACAAGCAUCAGACUCGUUAAUCAACUCCGGUGUGCUAGUCCUCGUCGUGGGCGCGCACGAAGAGCGAGCAAAAAUGACACGCUUGCUUUUGGAAUUAUGUUUUGUCCGUCGUAUCAAACAGUGGUCGCGAAGGCUAUGGCUGUAUGGCAUGACUAUGACAUUGCAGGAUGUCGCACUUGAUAGCUUACCAACUGGAUAGGUACAAGUUUGUAGCUCAUUCUAUGAUUCUGGCUCAUAGCGUACCUCAUGGUUUUGUGCCGUAUCCCACUCUUCUAGGGUACCUAAAUGGCUUUGCAGUCCAGUGACACCUUGAUGUACAGUAGUCUACUUGAGUAGUUAGAACUCGUUCAACCCAGUUUAUGUUACGAUGUCGAAUUCAAAUUCAACGAGCGCCUUCCAGUGUG
Molecule: messenger RNA, 2064 nt
Organism: Somion occarium
Lineage: Eukaryota; Fungi; Basidiomycota; Agaricomycetes; Polyporales; Cerrenaceae
Source: the annotation of a GenBank genome assembly